AUAAAGGCGUUUGUAAUUAUUCGUUUAUCGACAAUAGCCCCAUUUCGCCCACUUCGGUGUUGUCAUGAAGCGCCAUCUACCGUACGUGGAGCGCAUGCGUAUAAGCGUUCUUUCCUAGCAGCUGCGAAAUCGGAACACAGUUGCAAAAUGGCCGAAAUGGGAGAUAUCGGGGAGGACUUUGAGCAGGCCGAUGCCGGGUCAUCCACGACCUACCCGAAACAGUGCUCAGCUCUGCGUAAGAACGGAUUCGUGUGCAUCAAGGGGCGCCCAUGCAAGAUAGUUGAGAUGUCAACAUCCAAGACUGGCAAACACGGACAUGCCAAGGUCCAUCUGGUAGGAAUUGAUAUUUUCACACAAAAGAAAUACGAAGACAUAUGUCCAUCCACACACAAUAUGGAUGUACCAAAUGUCAGCCGCAAAGAAUAUACGCUGUCUGACAUUUCCCAUGAUGGUUUCUGCUCCCUGAUGACGGACGAUGGUGACGUACGUGAGGACCUCAGUCUGCCGGACGGAGACAUCGGAAAUGAGAUAAAGGCCAAGUUUGAAAAGGAUGAGAGCCUGCUUAUUUCCGUACUAAAGGCUAUGGACCAGGAGAUGAUCAUUUCUUACAAGGCUGCCACCAACUGACACGAUUACCGUACUAAAGGCUAUGGACCAGGAGGCCAUAAUUGCUUACAAGGCUGCUACCAACUGACAGUUUUCAAUGCAACUAAGAAACCAAUUUACCAUUUCAAUGGCACGACAGUUUAGUGAACCACUUCUUUGCUGACACGAACAUCGAACUUGUGAAAGACGGGGGUCUGUGUAACCCAGAGACAAGAUGCAAUAUUAUGAACAUAUAUUUUACAUGUUGAAUAAGUUUCAAAGUAGUUUGAAACGUUUUAACCGAAGAAAACAUUUUUUUAUGACUGUUGAUUAGUAUCAUUUAAGAUAACUCCAUGUUGAUGACUUAUAAUGGCUGUUAAAAGGCUAUGUAAUUUUUUUAUUUUUUUUUUAAUGGUUGGGCAUUUACUAUGAUUAUUUAGAAGACAGUCUUCUAGGAUUGAAUGAAUGGUUUUUGGUGACCUGGUCUUCUUUGAAACUGAUGAAAGCAAAAGAGAACAUUGUAUGAACAGUGUGGAAAUAUCAACAACUCUUUGUAUGUGAAUAAACUAUGUAAUACAUUAUUGCGUAAUUUAUUGUGAUGCCCCAAUCCCUUAAACUGGGUGUCGAAAGUGUUGAUAUUUGACAAAUGUUGAUUAAAAGUGCUUUACAUUCUUAACUAUUUUUGUCUUGUUUCAUGUGAACUUGAUUGUAUGUGUGUGUUGAUGACAUUUUGGGAGAACUGCCUAAAAAUCAAGGCAUGUUUUAUUGAAGAUGGUGUUAUAAAAUCAAUUAAAGAUGUCUUAAAGUGCAGGUGAAUAUAAAUUUGAAUGACAGUCAAUCAUGAAUCUGUUAAAAUUUCAAACCUUUUACCAUAAUAUUUGAUUUAAAAUAGUGUCUUGAAAGUUUUUGUAUCGUCAAUAAUAAUUAGAUUUGUUAAUGUGUUGACAUUUCAUCUAAAUGGAAAUGUUCCUUCUGAGUUGGUCAAUUAUCAUAAUUAUAGCAGUUCGUUAGGGUCCUGUUCUUUAGUCUGUUCAUUAUUGACAUACUGAGGGAAAAAUAGGUGGUGUGUGGUUAGUUAUAUUUUGCUAUUCAAUGUGUUCUGACGAGGGUAUUAUUGAUUAUUGUUGAAGUGCUUCUUCUUCAAAGUGUACAUAAUAGAUUCAUGGAACCUUAAGAAAGAUACUACUUAAAAUGUGCUAUUAAAAUGUAUCGGAGAUGAAUUGUAUAAUCUGGUAAAAUACAUAUAUGACCAUAAAUGUAUAGAACAUUUCUGUAUAAUAUUCUCAGUUUACAAUUAUUGUCCCCUCGUCCUGUUAAUCUGCUCAGUUCAUAUUUUGCUGAUUGUAUAGUCUUUUGUUUCGAAUGGAUAUGUUGCAAGAUGGAAAAAUUGGUUUAUGCAAACAUUUUGUGAUUGUGCCCAUUUUUUUUUCAAAUUAUUUGUUUGAAGGAUGGAGACACUGGAAAAAGUUGUUUAUGAAGUGAAGUGUUGUAUGAUGUUACAUUGCUUAAAAUUAUUGUUUGUUUCUUGUAAAUCGUUCCCUCAAAGGUAGACCUCUUUUUUUAUAUUCUAUAAAUUAAUUUGAAUUGAUAAUAGAAUUUCACAUUUUAUUUUAAUUAAAAGUAUGAGAGGAUUACGGAAUAAAUACUGUUUAAUUAAUAGGAAUUGCAUACAAGACUAGACAAUAUAUAUGAUUAAUUAUUAUGGAAUAAAUCAAGUUAUACAAA
Molecule: messenger RNA, 2310 nt
Organism: Dreissena polymorpha
Lineage: Eukaryota; Metazoa; Mollusca; Bivalvia; Myida; Dreissenidae
Product: eukaryotic translation initiation factor 5A-1-like
Exons: 6
Coding region: 148-627 (159 amino acids)
Biological process (GO): positive regulation of translational termination; positive regulation of translational elongation
Molecular function (GO): RNA binding; translation elongation factor activity; ribosome binding
Source: RefSeq, a predicted model, not a curated record